Messenger RNA from Puccinia graminis f. sp. tritici CRL 75-36-700-3, 663 nucleotides. RefSeq lists its product as uncharacterized. NCBI's taxonomy places the organism in Eukaryota, Fungi, Basidiomycota, Pucciniomycetes, Pucciniales, Pucciniaceae. The coding region runs from base 1 to 663 and encodes 220 amino acids. The record is from RefSeq and is a predicted model, not a curated record. The transcript has 2 exons.
AUGGACGGCGACGACGUCCUUACACACAUUAACACCAUGGCGAAGGAGUACAAUUGUCUUAACUCUCUUGUGACAACCGAUAAACCCCUCACUGUCGCUGAUGUUCAUUCAGCCGCUUUGCUCAGCUCCAUCCCAGAUGAUUGGAUGGGCUGCGUCUCCCACCUAAUGAACCAAGAAGGUGUCAGCACUGAGUCGAUUGUCCUGGCCCUUAAAAACGAGCAUACCCGCCGUCACUCCCAAAAUGAAGUCUCAGUAUCCAUCUCCUCGACUAAGACUAAGCCCAACAACGGUAAGCGACCCGGUGAUCGCAACAAGAAGCGCCACUGCGACUUUUGUAAUGCCGAUGGCCACGAUCUAAAUAACUGCAACAAUACUCGCCAAAUCCUUGACGAGCAUAAAGCCAACCAGAAAAGUCAGACCAACUCUAAAGAUCAGGAUAGACAACAAACUCAAUCAGGCAAACCAGCAGCUCGAGCAGGCCGCACCUCUGCCGUCACCCUAGGCGGACAUUCCCAUACCUACGAUGACGAUGUUGAAUCAGACUACUCCGGCUCUGAGGUCAAAUUCACUGCUGGAAACGCAGUUGCGUCCCUGUCUGUCUCCAACUUCUACUCCGGCACUGUCCUUCACUGGGUGAAGGGGAAAGGUGCGGAGACGGGCUAA